UCGCAACGUGGCUACCAGUGUGAUCGAAAUGGAUUUCAAAUUAAGCUAUUUGCAGCUGGCCGUUCUGGCAGGAUGCAUUCUGUUGUUUAUUCCGGUACAGGGAAGACACCGAGGAGAGACCAGGUCAAGAUGUGCCUUUUACCGAGAGAACUACAUGAGAUUGAUGCAGAACUUUGGGCGCUGUUCGGAGAAAUUCGUGUGCAGAAAAUUGCCCGAAGAUCGCACGUGUGAGCUCCAGUGCAUUCCCAAAUCACAGAGAUGUGAUGGAUCACCGCAAUGCCCCUUACAGGACGACGAAGAAACAUGCCCGACUAUAUGCGAGCCUGGAUCCCUGCUGUGUCCCAGCGGCAAAUGUGCUCCUGUAUGUGACGGACCAGCUCAAUGUGACGGACAGGGAGACGGAAACGAUGAUGAGAGGAAAUGUCCUUGCCCGAUGAAUAAGAUUCGCUGUCCUAGCGGCCAGUGUGCAGUCAAAUGUGACGGAAAUCCUGAGUGUGAUGCGUCCCUGGAUAUGGCCAUAGACGAACAAAACUGUCCCUGUUUGCCCGGCCAAACCAGAUGUCUGAACGGGACGUGCGUCGCUCCAUGUAACACCGAUUCUGAGUGUCAAAAUGGCGAGGACGAAGCUAUGUGUACCUGUCCAAGUGGAUUCUUCACGUGCUCGGACAAGUCCUGUGUAAGACCAUGUGACCAAAACCCCGAAUGCGCCGACCAGAGCGACGAAGACCCCAACAUGUGCUACGGGGGUAUCUGCAGGCUGAACGCUGUCAACGACGGAUGUUCGAUUUUUUCUAAUGAAGCAGCAAUAUGUUUCGGCGAUGGAUCAGGCGCGUGCAAUCCAUUGAGAGGCUUGGUUAAACGACAGAAUAAAGAUGUUUGUUUGUGUGUGAGUAGUGGAAACGACAUUGGACCAGACGUGUGUCGUCGUCUAGGCUACAGGUGUGUGUGGUGA
Molecule: messenger RNA, 952 nt
Organism: Mya arenaria
Lineage: Eukaryota; Metazoa; Mollusca; Bivalvia; Myida; Myidae
Product: very low-density lipoprotein receptor-like
Exons: 9
Coding region: 29-952 (307 amino acids)
Cellular component (GO): plasma membrane
Molecular function (GO): protein binding
Source: RefSeq, a predicted model, not a curated record